Messenger RNA from Acanthaster planci (crown-of-thorns starfish), 17092 nucleotides. RefSeq names its product Fraser extracellular matrix complex subunit 1 (gene fras1). Gene Ontology annotation, molecular function: protein binding. The record is from RefSeq and is a predicted model, not a curated record. Gene Ontology annotation, cellular component: membrane. NCBI's taxonomy places the organism in Eukaryota, Metazoa, Echinodermata, Asteroidea, Valvatida, Acanthasteridae. Gene Ontology annotation, biological process: cell communication; anatomical structure morphogenesis.
GGGGGCCGACUGCGUUGUCUGAUUAGUUAAGCGGUCCACCAUUUAGGGCUAGGGCUCAUUGCUGCAUAGAUCAAUAGCAAAAUCCAAAGUCGCAGUCACAAAAUGCCCACUUACUUAGGACAACUUUUACGUACAGCCUAGCCUCAUGCACUUUGCACGUACUGUAAGUAGUCACGCACGCACACGUUUGAGGCCUAGCCACGGAAACACAGCCGUCGACCGCUUCAGGAUUCUACUCCUUAAGGAACUCUUCACGGUCACCGGGUGUUUCCCCGACGACUUUGGUCUUAAAAGCGUGCCAGUUGUCUCUGCAGAUUCUCUGGAUUGUCGGUGUGUACUUCCAGGGAACUGACUGAUUGUGACUGUGGCGUUUGGUGUUAGGCAGUUGGGAAAAACAUCCCAAGAAGUAACAAGACUUGUUCGGUCUGCCGUUGGUGGUCCGCUGGGUCUGAAGGGUUCAACGUGCCGUGAACAGUUCACCGCCGAACUGACCGGGGUCUUUGCCUCACUGCGUGCCACCUCGGAUCCGAACGGGUCGGUGCCGGCUGUUUUCCAGCUUUAGUGCUGUGGUUUCUCGAGAGCUGUCAACAUCCUGCUGCUCGGGUCGUCUGAUGGUGGAUUGAAACGAAAGCGUUCGUCUGUACCUCUUGUAACAUCUGCAGGAAAUGUGUGUCAGGCCUGUUGGAAUGAAUGCAUGUUGAGUUGAACAUCCAAAGUUUAGUCGGCCUCCGUCGUCAAUCACUCUAGCCUAGGAAAUACCAUUCUUUUGCUUUGCUCGACCGUCAUCAUGGCCUAGUUUGCUCUCUCUUCUGAACGGGAGUUUCAUACAAAAGUUGGAGCCCCCAUUCUGCAAGGAUGCGACUGUCUCCCCUGUAGAAUUUGGGCAAAGCAACAUCAAAGCAGCACCAUAAACUGUACUGACUCAGUCAAGCAGUUUGUGGAAACUUUAUAUUGUCAAUUUAUCUUUCUGUGGUGCACAGUUUUUUUCAGCUGCAUUGGGAUCGGAAAUAAUAGUGAGAAAGUCUUCGUUGCUGGAGCAAUUGGCAUUGCCGCAUCCAUCACAGAGGAUUAUAAUCACCAGCAUGUGUUCGACCGUCAUUUGGAUGUGACAAGGGAGAUUUCCUGAUGACAAUUCUGACUUGAAAAUGACGAAGAGUAAUGUGACAAGAACUUGCUACGCAAGUUGGAUUCUCCUUGGUGCUUCCAUAUUGUUGUAUGCAGCGAGGGUCCAAGGCACCUGUUUUUACGAAGGUCUCCACUAUGCGAACAACACAGUAUGGGAGGUGGACCCCUGCACAACAUGCUCGUGUCUAGGAGACCUGGUCAUCUGUGAGCCCAAACAGUGCCAAGAUCCUAGGUGUGACUUUCAAGGGGGGGAAACGUUACGCAUACAGCCCAACAGAUGCUGCCCAGAAUGUGCGCCCGGUGCAGGCUCCUGUGAAUACCAAGGAGAAAUAGUAGGGCACAACUCGCAGUGGAGUCUGUCACCCUGCCGUUCCUGCUAUUGUAAUAAUGGGGUAGUCCAGUGCAGGAACCAGUCCUGCGGCAUAACACAGUGCAGGCCGGGGGAGGUCCUACACCAGCUGCAGGACGAGUGCUGCCCAAGAUGCAUCCGGCCUGGCCGGUCGUGUACAUAUAGGGGUGUACCAUACAGGGAUGGGGCCGAGUGGUCGCCGGUCAAGUGCACCAAGUGCAGAUGCGACAACGGCAUGUCUCGCUGUUUCGUGGCGGACUGCCCACCGUUAUUCUGUGGUCAGAAUGAAGAAGCAGUAACUCCACCAGGCAAGUGCUGUCCUGAGUGCGUAGGACAGUCCUGUGAAUUAGAUGGCUUAAUUUAUAAAGAUGGGUCGCAGUGGCAAGCGGACCCUUGUACAUAUUGUAAAUGCUACGCCGGCAGCAUAGAGUGCAAGCAACUGCGCUGUGCACAAGACUUCACGUGUAGACAGGGAGAGAGGAAAGUCACCAAAGAGGAGCAGUGCUGUCCGGAGUGCGUGUCAGCUGAAGCCCCCUGCAAUGAUGUAGGUACGCUACGCUACAGUGGCGAUGUGUGGAACGUCUCGGCCUGUGAGUUCUGCAUAUGUCAGCAGGGCAGGAUAGACUGCUACGCGGCCGAGUGCGACAGGCUACGCUGUGAAGUGGGUGAGUCUCUCGUACACAGAGAGGGCAGAUGUUGCCCCGAGUGUGUCUCUCCCGUUGGCUACUGUGUUCACAACAGGAUAACGUACACGAACGGUGACAUAUGGGAGCCCGACGACUGCCGGACCUGUGUGUGCGAGGCUGGCCACAGCAACUGUUUCAAAGUGGAUUGUCCGCCCUGUGCGGGGGACCGCGUGCCUGUCGAGGUGGAAGGCCAAUGCUGUCCGGACUGCAUACUAGUUCAGUGUCGUCCUGAGUGCCUGACGUGCGACGCCCGGGGCUGCCUCACCUGCAGGAACCAGAGGCUGGUCCAAAAUGGACGCUGUGUGGACUCCUGCGAUAUCGGCUUCUACAAAGCCUCUCAAACGUUAUGCCAAGCUUGCCAUGAAACCUGCCUGUCGUGUACCGCUGGCACUGAGUUCCACUGCCUGACCUGCGCCGAUACGUUAUUACUGAAGUGGAGCCAGUGCAUUGUCGACUGUGGCAGCGGAUUCUUCGAACAGGACGGAAUCUGCAUCGAAUGCCACUCGAGCUGUCAGGAAUGCACAGGACCCAGAAAGUCAGAUUGUUUGGUCUGCUCUAACUCGACCCAUGUCAUCAGGAGGAACAGCUGCGUGCCCGAAUGUGGCCAAGAGUACUAUCUCCAAGGCAAUUACUGCUAUCCCUGCGAACCGUCAUGUUUUUCCUGUCACUAUGACAACCCCCGGUGCAUCCUCUGCCCAGCCAAUCAGCUCCUUCGGGACGGCAGCUGCGUGACCGAGUGUGGCGCCGGCUUCUAUCAGGCCAGCAGUACUCACUGUGAAGCUUGCCACCACACCUGUCAGUACUGUAGGGGGCCCAGCAUCUACGAGUGCAUGGCCUGUGAUGAGCCGUUCCACCUGCAAGACGGCCAGUGCCUCUACAACUGCUCCAAUGGGUUCUUUGAUAACGAGAACACCUGUACACCCUGCCACCCCAGCUGCCGUACCUGCCUGGGGCCGGCUGCCGAUGACUGCUCGUCCUGUCGGGACGCCUCCCAAGUGGUUCAGGGCCGGCCUCCUUUCUACGACGUCAUCACGGGGCCCUGCACCGCCCGCUGCCAGGAGAGCUUCUAUGCGGACAUCCACGGCAUCUGCAUACCUUGCAACCCAACCUGCUUGACCUGCACCGGUCAGUCCAUCAACAGCUGUACGUCGUGUAGGCCACCCUUACUGCUCCAAAAUGGCCGAUGUGAGAAACAGUGCUCGGACGGCCAGUACUCCGAAAACUCCAUGUGUUUAGAUUGCCACCCAAGUUGUCGGGUGUGUUUCGGCCCCGCCCCCAAUCAGUGCCUGGCCUGUCACCAGGGCGACACGCUGCAGCUGGGUACCUGCAGUGCCGGCUGCCCGAGCUCACAGUUUGCCAACGACUUUGGUGUCUGCCAAGAUUGCGACUCGGCCUGCGGCACCUGCUUUGCCGCCGGGGAGGGGUUGGAGAGCAGCACGUGCACAGAGUGCGCGGACACCGGCGUCUACCCCUUGGGGGACACCUGCGUGUCCGAGUGCGGCAUCGGCCACUUCCUGGAGGCCGGGACCAACAUGUGCAAAGCGUGUCACAUAUCUUGUCGCACCUGUGACGGUCCGAGUGUCUUUGACUGCUCCACCUGCUACUCUGGCAUCGUCCUGACACACAACGGCCUGUGCUCGUCCAAGUGCUACGGCGGUUACUACGACGACGGUGGGGUCUGUAAAGCCUGCCAGGCCAACUGUCUAGAGUGCGAGAGUCCCUAUGAGUGCCUGGUGUGCCGCAACCCAAACGACGUGCUGCAGUUCGGGGAGUGCUCGCCGUACUGCGCCGAUCAGUACUACCUGGACCCCGUCACCCGACUCUGUCAAGAGUGCGACUGGAGUUGCAACGCCUGCAGCGGCCCCACGGCCAGAGACUGUACUCUGUGCAUGGAGAACCUGAUGCUGAAGGAUGGAGCCUGUGUCUCUGCCUGCAACGAAGGCUACUAUGUGUUUCUUGGGGAGUGUAGAGAAUGCGGUGAGGACUGCAAGACUUGCAGUAGUCCAGGGGUCUGCACCUCCUGUCAGCCCCCGCGGCUCCUCCUGGGAGAUCAGUGUGUCACUCACUGCGGCGUGAGUUACUACAGCGACUACGGCCGACACGUCUGCCGAGCUUGCCCAUGGAACUGUCUGGAGUGUAGCACCCCAGACCAGUGCACCAACUGCGCCUCGGGUUCCUUCCUCCUCAGGGGCAGCUGCGAGGCUGACUGCCCCUCCGGUUACUUCACCAACCCGCAACUGAACAUCUGCGAAGCUAAUCUUUACCCGCCAACGCUUUUUGUCAACGGCACCUUGAACAGCGAGAUAGGAGGGACCACCGUCCUGGAUACAUCUUUCAUCACAGCCUACGACCCAGACACUGCCUCUAAGGACUUGACCUUUGUCCUGAUCAGCCCACCCACCAAUGGUGAGCUGAUCAAGAUCCAGCGGGGCGUGGAUGCCACGCUGGCCGCCGGUGACUACUUCACCUUCCCCGAGCUGGAUCAGGGCAGUGUGCGCUUCGUCCAUGACCGUCGCCAGCAGCUGACGGGGUUCUUCACCCUGAAGGUCGGUGACCGACAGUUCCAGUCUCCCCCCGAGGACAUCGGCAUCGUCGUCUUGUCCCCAUUGGCCCCAUAUGUCACCCGCAACCAGCCGCUGGUCGUGGAGGAAGGAGAGAUGGGCAGGAUUGCCUCAGACGCCAAUCUGCACAUCCGCGACGAGGACAACCCAGAGAUGGUGACCAUCACGGCCAUUGAGGGGCCGCGGCACGGCCGGCUGAUCAAGUUGCCGGACAGGAGCCGUGCCAAGACAUUCACGAUCAAUGACCUCGUGGCCGGGAACAUCCGCUAUGUCCACGACGGAAGCGAGACCCAGUACGAUGCCAUCGCCUUCCAAGUAACAGACGGCCACAAUGUGAUCAAUGUAUUGUUCUACAUCCAGAUUAAUCCGAAUGACAACAAAGGGCCCAUCCUGAUCAACAACGUCCUGAUGCGGGUCCGGGAGGGGGACCUUAUUCCCAUCACGUCCGAUCACCUGAAGGCCUUCGACGUCGACUCACCCAACAACGAGCUGAUGUUUACCCUCACCCCACCCAAGGGCAACCCGCGCAGUGGUGACAUUGUGAUGGUCUUGCCCAUUCCGGACGCGGGGGUGCCCUCAGGUUGGGAGGAUAUGCAGAAUGGUUACAUGAUGCAACUUCUGGUCCGAUUCGCCCAGGAAGACAUCAACCAAGGCAGGGUCUACUACCGUCACUCUGGGGGCGAGGUCACCAGCGACUACUUCAUGUUCGAGGUUGCGGACACAGCCCACAAUGUUCUCAGUGACCAAGCCUUCAACAUAGAGGUGCUCCCCAACAACGACGAACCGCCCCGGUUGGUGGCUGGCAUUGUUGAACCACUGCUAAUGCGGGUCUUUGAGGGUGAAAUCACGCCGAUCACCAACACCCAUCUGGCGUACACAGACGUGGACAGCCCAGACCCAGACCUGGUCUAUAACAUCACUACCCCGCUUCAGAUUGGUCAGGGCAGUAUUGAGUAUGUGGAUCGGCCCUUCCAGCCCACGGAUUUGUUCACGCAAGCCGACAUCAACGCCCAGAAGAUCAUCUACCGUCCUCCCAACAUCGACCUGGGACAGGAGCCAUUAUCCUUUAAGUUCUUCUUCACAGUUGCGGACAGCGUUCCCGGCGGAAAUCUAGUGGGCCCCAAGCCCUUCACCAUCUUCGUCCUGCCGAGAGAGGACAAAGUCCCGCCCACCUUGGACAACCGGUUCCACACAUUCGAGGUGCAGCGGGGCGGGCUGAAGCAGCUGCGCUCCAUCCUGGCCGAGGGGACGAACCUGGACACCCCCCAGACCGACCUGGUGUACACCCUGAUCACUGCCCCAGAGCACGGCUUCAUACUGAAGAGCGGGUUCAUCCAACUCGAUGAAGGUGCCCAGUUUACCCAUGCUGAACUGCUGCAAGAGUCCUUCCACUACGUCCAUGACAGUUCCCAGACGGAGCAGGAUAGCUUUGAGAUCACCCUGAGCGAUGGCACCCACUCGGCCAGCAUCGUCAUGGCCGUGGUGGUCACCUACACAGACACCCGCAAGCCGUCCGUCCGGCGGGGGGCCACGCUCUCCCUGCUGGUGCCUGAGAACAGCAUGGCUGUCGUCUCCCGGGAUGAGCUGUCAUUUGAGGACGACGACUCAGUCGACAGCGAGAUCGUGCUGACGCUGGACACGCUGCCACAUAGCGGCCGCUUGCAGCAGCGGAUCGCCGGUGACUUCUACCAGGACAUACCCGUGGGAGGUUCUUUCACACAAGCUGACAUCAGUGCAUACAAUAUAAGAUAUGUAGCCGAGGGGGAGAUCGGCAGCCAGGCAGUCACCGAUCUUCUGUUCUUCAACGUCAGCGAUGCCAGCGGCAAUGUCCUGAUCAAGCAGGUGUUUCCGGUCACUGUCACGCCGGUCAAUGACCAGCCACCAUCCGUGACAGUGGGUGAUGGCAUCCGGUUGGUUGAAGGAGCCCGGGAACUGAUCUCCUCAGCCAACAUUAGAGCAACUGACCUAGAUACCAGACUAAGUCAACUGAAGGUGAUCAUUGACACUGGACCAACUUUCGGCUUCAUUGAGAACAUCAGAUCAGCGCUCGGCUCCGAGCAGCCCAAUGUGGAUAUCCCUGUCACGGACUUCCGGGUGCAAGACCUGAUCGACAACACCAUCUACUACGUUCAGAGCGUGCACCGGAACGUGGAGCCCACCCAGGACGGCUUUUUGUUCCAUGUUUCGGACGAGGAGAACGACUCCCCGCAGUAUCGCUUCAACAUCACCAUCAGGUUGGUCAAUGAUGAGGAGCCCAUGCUGAUCACCGACACUCUCUUCCUGCCCGAGAACGAGGGCGCUGUAGUCACCAACGUCUCCAUGUACGCCAGCGACCUGGACACAGGGCCAGAAGACCUGAUCUUCACCGUGACCGAGUACCCGACCUGCGGCACCCUCCGCCGCAGGGCAUUCAUCGGCGACCCUCUCCACUUUGGCCGCAUCCUGACCGUGGGCGACACGUUCACCUGGCGGGACGUGCUGGACGAGCUGGUGGUGUACGUACACGAUGGGUCAGAGGUCAAGACAGACUCUUUUGGCGUGUCACUGACAGACGGGAUCUAUACAGUACUUGGCACAGUGCCAAUCCAGAUCGGGCUGAUUAACGAUGAAACACCCAGGGUUGCUGUCAACAGGGGACUCCAAGUCCAAAUUGGUUCAACCACAACAAUCACCAACUACGAGCUGCGCGCCGAAGACGUGGACUCAGAGAACAUGCAGUUGAUCUACACCCUGACGGCGGAGCCCACCGUGGGCCAGCUGCAGUUCCUGCUGAACGGCGAGAACAUGGUGCCACUGCGGGUGAACGGGGAGAUGUCCAGCUUCACGCAGAAUGACAUCGAUAACGGGUACGUCCGGUACGUUCACGACCCCAUCGAGGCAGCAGGGACAGCGGUAUUCAAGUUCACUCUCUCAGACCCGGAGGGUAAUGAGCUGAUCGAUCAGUCCUUUCUCAUUACAGUCCUGGAGGACCGGGUGCCGCCCCAGAUCCUGGCCAACCGUGGCCUGACCCUGGCGGAAGGCACCUCCAAGGUGCUCACCACAGACGUCCUGUCUGCCACAGAUGUGGACAGCGUGCCGGGCCGCCUGGUCUACCUGAUUUCGGCGGGGCCCACCUAUGGCCAGCUAGAGUUUGCCGACGUGCCCGGCGUGCCCGUCACUGAGUUCACCCAGGCGGACCUGGCCGCCAAGACGGUUGCCUACGUGCACACCAGCGAGGAGGAGGCCGUCAUGGACAGCUUCACGUUCACCGUGGACGACGGGACCAAUCAGGUGACUCAGACCUUCUACAUCACCCUGACCCCGGUGGACGACUCCCUACCGUUGCUGACCAACCUGGGCAUGCGCGUCCAGGAGGGUGUCCGGAAGUCCAUCACAGAGUUUGAGCUCAAGGCCCAGGACAUGGACACACCGGCGGACUCCAUCAUGUUCACCAUCUUCCGCCAGCCCCAGCACGGCACCAUCGACUACACCCCAGACGAGGCGCGCUACGCCCCCACCUUGACCUUCUCUAUGACCGACGUGUACGAGAACCGCAUCAGCUACAGCCACGACGGCAGCAACACCCUGGAAGACAGCUUUGAGUUCACGGUGACGGACGGCACCAACCCUCUCUUCAUCAUCGAGCAAGGGACAGAGCUCAUUACCACGUCUGCACAACAGACAUUUCAGAUAACCAUCCUGCCCGUCGAUGAUGGCACUCCCAGAAUCAUCACCAACCUGGGCCUGUCCUACCUGGAGUACCUCGAUGAGCAGGCGAUGGGCAUCAUCACCCGAAAGAACCUGGCCACCAUGGACGCGGACACGCCCGACAACCUCCUGGUCUACACCAUCAGGACUCCGCCCAACCACGGCAUCCUGGAGUCCACCCUGACCCCCGGCACCCCGAUCACCGUCUUCACCCAGGAGGACAUCAACAAUGGCAUCAUCCACUAUGCCCUGAACCCCGGGGCGGAGCCGGAGCUGGCCGACCGCUUUGUCUUCGACGUGGCCGACAGCAAGCCCAACACGGUGUCAGGCACUGUCUUCCGCAUCCGCUGGUCCCUGAUCCACCUGGAGCGGGGCGCCUACAAUGUCAGCGAGACGGCCGGGGUCAUCAGCGUCCCCGUCAAGAGAAGCGGCAAUCUCAAUCAGUAUGCCAUCGUGCUGUGCCGUACCGAGUCUGGCUUUGCCACGUCGGUAGGUGGACAGCCUGGAGAGAGAGACUACAUUGAGCAGGCCGUCCAGGUGCAGUUUGAAGAGCGGGAGGACACCAAGCUCUGCAGCAUCGUCAUCAACGACGACGCGGUGUUUGAGGGGCUGGAGGACUUCAUCGUGGAACUGAGUAUGCCUGCCUAUGCCCUGCUGGGCGACCCAACAGCAGCGCUGGUCACUAUAACGGACGAUGAAGACGAGCCAAGCAUUGAGUUUGAUCAGUUAGUUUUCCACGUCAAUGAAAGUUCGGGAUUCCUCUUUGCUCCAGUCACCAGGAAGGGCGAUUCCAGUCGCAGCGUCUCUGCCAUCUGCUUCACCAUCCCCGGCACGGCCACGGGCAGCAGCCUGACCGGCCUGGAGUCGGGGUCGGACUACAAGACCAGAGGGAUGGACGGCGAGUACCGGGUGGUCUUCCCGGCCGGUGUCAACACGGCGUCCUGCGACAUCAAGAUCAUCGACGAUGCCAUGUUUGAGGCAGAGGAGGAGUUUGAGAUCGCGCUAGCCAUGCCAUCGCUGUGGAGCAGGCUAGGGAGGAAAUCCAGGGCCAUGGUGAUUAUCAACGGGCCGAAUGACGAAUCGCUGGUUUCUCUGAGCCAGAACACCUAUAUCUUCAAUGAGAACGCCGGCACAGUGGAGAUUGAGGUAGUGCGUCACGGCAGUGAUCUGUCCCACACGUCCAUGGUCUGGUGCUCGGUCAAGCCCAGCGACCCUCCCUCAGCCACGCCGGGUGCCGACUUUGUGCCGAGUACCAGCCAACUGACCUUUGGCCCACAGCAAACCGUCGAGGUCUGUCGGGUGACCAUAGUGGACGACACGGCCAGUCCUCAGAUGGAAGGCAACGAGACCUUUGUCGUCUAUCUGAGCUCGGCCAUGGGGUCUAGCCUGGCCACGCCCCACGAAGCCAUUAUUGUCAUCAAUGACACUGUGGACGACGUCCCCACGAUGCAGUUCUCUCUCAGCGAAGUCAAGGUGGAAGAGCACCAGGGGCUGGUCCACAUCCCCGUCGUCCGCAGCGGCGACCUGUCCUUCGAGUCCUCGGUCCGCUGCUUCACACGGCAGCACAGUGCCUCUGUCAUGAUGGACUACGACGAGCGCCGCAACACGGACGAGUUCCGGAUCGUCUUUGCCCCCGGGGAGAAGGUUAAGAAUUGCACAGUAGGCAUCGUUGAUGACCAGACUUACGAGGCUGACGAGCAGUUCCGAGUCCGCCUGGGCGAUCCAAUCGGCAGCGAGUUCUGCCACGCGCAGAUCGGCAAGAACAACUCAGCCAUGAUAACCAUCCUGGACACUGAAGACGCUCCAACCGUCCAGUUUGAGCGGAUGGCCUACAGCGUGCGAGAGCCCAGCGACCCGGAUGAGAUGUCGGUGGUGACCCUGACCGUGAUCCGGACUGGCGACCAGAACCGCACCUCCCGGGUUCGGACGAGCACCCGGGAUGGCUCGGCCAAGUCCGGGGUGGACUACGAGGCCCACUUCAAAGUGAUCCGAUUCCGACCAGGCGUCCGUUCCGUGGACAUCGAGAUUAAUAUCAUGUACAACAAGGACAUGGAAUGGCACGAGACCUUCAGCGUGGUCCUCGGACCCGAUGACCCAGUCAACGCCCUCCUGGGGCCCAUCACCAUGGCGACGGUCACCAUCAUCGACGAAGAGGCUGCAGGGAGUGUGGUCCUUCCCUCCACGCCGCUGGUUGUGUCGUUAAUGGACUAUGAUGACAUAGCUGAUAGUUUGGACCAUGAUCCUGCCCCGGGCUACCCACUCAUCUGUGUUACUCCGUGUGAUCCCCACUACCCUGAUUACUCCAUGACGCGUUCCAUCUGUGAAGAUGCGGGCAUCAACAUUUCUAACAUCCACUACAAUUGGGAGGUUGCCAUGCCGACGGAUGCGGAGGGCUCCAGGGCACCCUUUGAGCGCGUCGUGGACUACACCCCAUUCACCGCGCCCAACGAGAAGGUCCUGGACAGCGUCUACUUCAGCCGGCGCUUCCACGUGCGCUGCAUGGCACAGCCCUAUGACCGGAGUGGCCGGCCCGGCGUGCCGCUGCGCAGCAACAUCGUGGAGAUCGGCACAGACAAUGGCAUCUGCCACACCCCGGUCACGGCGGGCGUGGCACGCGGCAUACAGGCCCAGUCCUUCAUCGCCAACCUGCGCUACGUAGACCCGACAGACCUGGAUCACCCCAACACCCUCCACGUCUCCGUGGAGAUCCCCCACCAGGACGGCAUGUUGCCGGCAAUAUCCACCGUCGCCAUCCACAACAUCCGCCUCCUGCUGACGGAGCCCGUCUACCGCCAGCAGCACAUUUGCUCCAACCUCAUCAACAACCCCUCCUGGGGAGGCCUGACCGACUACAGCUUCCUGACCCCCGUGGACCUGGACACCAUGGUCAUGGUCCCCGGCAACAACUACCCCUAUCAGUUUGACCCCCAGCUGCGGGGCCAGAAGGCCCUCAACCUGUACCGCCACCUCAACCUCAAGAGCUGCACCUGGACCUUCGACGCCUACUAUCACAUGACCGAGCUGAUCGAUCUCUGCGGGGGUGCCGUCACCACAGACUUCCAGGUCCGUGACACCGACGAGAGUUACCUGACAGUGACCGUACCCCUCUAUGUCUCCUACAUCUACGUCACAGCGCCCACUGGCUGGGGAGCCCUGGACCACAGGACAGAGAUGGAGUUCUCAUUCUUUUACAAGACAAUCUUGUGGAGGACAGGCCUGGAGACAGACAGCGUGCUGAGCGGCCGCCUGGAGGUGCUGAGGAUCCGGAUCGGGGACAGGGGGAAUCUCAUCAUCGACUUCAAGACCACCACAAAGUUCAGAGGACUGUUUGUUAUGGACCACCACACCCUGCCCGACUACAUCUCCCGGGUCGUACCACCCCAUGAAUUAGGGGUGGGUUUUAACCUACAGCAGCUGUGGAGCGAGGGGACAUUUGACAGUCCCCAGCAGCUAUGGAGAGCCACAAGCACAUACAACUUGAAGGACUACUCUGGUGACUACGUGAUUGAGCUUCUUCCGUGCACCGUCACCCCAACCCAGUCCUUCAACAUCAUGCCCAACAUGCCCGUGGUGUGCACGGCCCACCCGCCGGAGAAGUUUGUAGUUCCUAUUGCCUUCCAGCAGACCAAUCGCCCGGUUCCCGUGGUCUACUCCCUCAGCACAGAGUUCCACCUGAUGAACAACGAGAAGGUUUUCCUGAUGAAUCCUAACGAUGCUGCCAUGAGCCUGCAAGAGAUGGACUACAAAGGAUCCUUUGCGAAAGGACAAAGAAUCUUCGGCCGGGUGCUGUGGAACCCUGACCAGGACCUGGACCGAGCUUACAAGCUGCAGAUUGAGAAGCUCUUCUUGUGCACGGGGGCGGACGGCUUCGUGCCCUACUACGACCCGGAUGGUCAGAUCUACAAGGAGGGUCCUCAGCUGGGCUGUAUGCAGGAGAACCGAAAGCUGAAACACCGCUUCUUGAUUCUGGAUCGUGGUGACACUGAUGCUGUCACUUCAAAUUUCAACGACGUGCCCUUCGAUGCAAACUUUGCGAGUAACACCGAAAACUACAACGCCGUCAGUAACAUGCCAGGCGUGGAUGGAUUCAUCAUGAAGGUUGAUCCGUUGUACAAGGUCCAAUCCGGUCACCAGUGGUACAUGCAGGUAAUCUACACCAUCGGGCCAUCUGACUCCCUGCCACGGUUCCGUCGUUCCCUGCUGGCGUCCGUGCCCAACCCACUCAACCCCAACGGCCACAAGCCCAGCUCCCACCACAAUGGCACCAACAUCAAAUCCCUGCUGCUGGAGGAGGGCGACUUCGAGGGAGGCGUGGCGGGCAGCGCGACGGGCACGGUGGUGCCGGCUGUGGUGGGCCUGCUGGUGUUCCUGGCACUCCUGUCGGUGGCUAUUCUUCUUGUCGCCAGACGACUCCGGAGCAGGCGAGCAGCUUCGGAGAACCGGCGGCAUCGGAAGCGGCGGGCGGCGGGCAAGCCAGCCCCCAAAGUGGCCAACCGGGACUCCGCGUCAACCAAGUCACUUCCCAACAACAAGUCGCCGCCCAAGCUCCAGGAGAUCGAGAUGGACAUGCAGAAAAUGGUCAAAGUUAGCACUCUAAAUCUGCACAAACCAGAGAACUUAAACACGCCGGCCGUCAAGGUCAAAAAGGUUAACCUACAGGUCAAGUUAUCCAACGCCGGCAUCGAGGGCGGCACAGAAGUUUGAUGGUUUGUUCCGGCCCUGUACAUUUUUAGUUGUCAAUUGUUUUGUUUGCAUUAUUUAAAUACCAAAAUAUGAAACAAGGGUGCUUUAAAUGUUAUUUUUUUUAUAUCGGUACAUUUUUUAUUGUGUCGUCAACUCAAGAAAAGCGUUUUGACUUUUUUUUUUAAAGAACAUAUGCCACAGGAGUUUAAAGAGAGAGAGCCAAGGUGGCAUUUUCUACCUCUAAGUUGUUUUCGUUGUGGUUACACUAUCCCAAGCCUAUGCUAUUAAAUGUAUUUCUACAGAUUGUAAGUAGCUGCCUAUUUAUGUGUAUUGAGCUUAAAGCGUAUCAGCAGUCAACUUUUUUUCACACUGUUGCUGUUUUUUGCCACUGUUUGUAAAAAUUGAAAAAAAAAAAAGAAAGAAAGAAAAUGGUCUUCCUCGCUUUGUUGGAGAAUGUAGACAGCUUUAAUGCUAUUCAACUAAUUUAAAUGACAUCAUGCCUAAAAAUCAAUUAGUAUGCCUAAAAAUCAAUUAGUAAGAUAAAAAUUGAAUUGCAGUAUUGUAGUACAUGAAUAUAAACAUGACACGAAACUUUUAGUGAUAUGAACGCUGUAUGUUACACUCGUACAUCUUAUUUAUACUUUGACUUUUUUUUAGAUUAAGUGAGGUUUGAUUGUGUUAUUUUUGUCCUAGCAUCGACUUGAAUUGACAAAUGAUUUGAGUUACUGCUUGGAAGGAACUUAUUGGGGGUGGUUACUAAAAUGCCUGCCAUGUGUGGUUUAUUGUUUACGAAUGCCUCAUGGCGUGGUGCACAUAGAUGUCCAUUUCAAAAUAAGGAAGACAGGAAAAAUGAGACAAAAGGAGCUCGGAGCAAAUGCUGGGCUGUCCAGAGAAUGGGAUCUCCGAUUUGAAACUGAUCCUGCUGGAAAUAAGGCUGCUUGCUACUGCCUGGAUUACAGUGGUGAAGAAAUAUCGCUGAGUGGAUGACCCCUCCGAUCAAGCACCAGCGGAGAGCCAGUCGCAGGUGGUGUGCAUGUUACAUAUCAGUUUGGUUGGUAACCCACUGCUGUUCAGCAAAUGUUCUUCAGCAAAUGUUCUUCAGCACUCAGCCAGUCUCUGUAUUAAGCAGUUUUUUUAUAUUGUAGGUGUGCAGACAAUUUGCCCUUUUUUCAUGUCACCAAACCUUUUCAUGCGUGAAUUUGUUUUCCAUAGUUACAGUGAGGGAAAUAGACGUUUCUUACAAUUUCCUCAGAGCCUGAUUACCCUCCUCAAAAUGUAUUGGCUGCACCCCCUUGCAUUUUCUGUCUAGACCUACAUCUGGUUUCAGCACGUCAAAAGCUUUGGUUUGAAAAUGGUAUCCUGUUGGGAUACCCCACAGUUUUGGACAGGCCAAGUUUGAGGGUCUGAAACCGUGAUCCAGCUUUCCUUAUUGGCAAUCAUGCUGACAGAUUUUUUUUUUUUUAACAGUGACAAAAUAUUUUCUUCUUUUUUUAUAUUGUACAUGUUAGCUUAAUGGUGCUCUGUGAGGAAGUGAGAAAGAGAAAUGUUUGUACAGUUAGCGUUUUUUACUUUCUGCUGUAUUUUCUUCUUUCCUUUGUUUAAUAGUUAAGAAAAAAACUGUGAAAUCCACAAAUUCAGGGAGACUAGUAUUAUAACUGCCAAUGCUGCAAGGAAGAGGGAAAGUAGUUUUAACAGCCUGAGUGUGAAAAAUAUAAAAAGGCGUUGUACCUGCCUCGACAAAGCAAUCGGUUAAUAGCUGAAAAAAUAAGUGCCUGGGAGCAUUUUCAUUUUUCACUUCCAUUCUCCACACUGCUCUUUCACAGCCAUCAGACACGUCUCUGGUUACACUCAGGAAAUCGAUAGCUUUCUCUUUCUGUUUCAUGAUUCUUUGUAGACUGGAUUUAGGUCUGUUUGCUGGUUCUUUAAAAAAAAAAAUCGAUUUUUGAGGAUGUUUUGUUUUCUGAGCUAGGAUAUUACGUUUACGUAGUCACUGAUGACUGAUGUACUAGGUCAUCGUUCGUGUUUCAUGAUGUUUAGCAUUACAUACACAAUGUUUACAAAAUCUGAUGUCUAAAAUAAAACCUGCCUCAUUUUGUAUUCAACCCCACAUUUUUUUAUCCUCCUCGUUUUGAGAACAGAUCCUCUGCAAUUAUGAUAGACUUGCAGAAAUUAUUGUACAUUGCAAUAUAGUGUUACCAAGCAAUUACUGUCGACUAAAUUGUUUUAACCAGCAUACUUGUGCCUUUGACAUAUUUGUAUGCGCUGUAAAUGUAAAUGCAUCUCACUGCCAGAUGCAGUCUCUCUUCUGUGUUUUUCCAGAGGUCAGUUUUAAAAACAUUUAAACAUUUUCUUUAAUGUGAUUAAUUAUGUGUCAGUUCUCAAACUGACGCCAAAUAAACCUUUCUGCCUUGUUGCAAUUUUACACAAAGGACCACUGGUGGAACAGGUAGAAUUUGUAAGAAUUGUAAAAUUGGGCAAUGUGACUUUUCUUUUUAUAUUUCCUAGUGUGUACAAUUGUCUCACUUUUGAAUAGUAUGGUGCUAUAUUUGUUUUUAUUACCACUGAAGUGCCUGAAAAUCGCAGUUCUUGUGAUAAUCGGGUAUUUGUUUCGUCAAUAGGUUAUGUAGAGGCUUCCACACUUUUCUGGCCCAGCCACAGAGGAGGGAAAAAAUGAAAUUUGAAGUUGAAAUUACGUUUCCUUGAAAAGAUGUGGAAGUUUACGUAGGCUGUAUACAUUUAUAUUUGUCAAGGUAGAAAUGGAAUGCCUUGUCCUGGAAUGUGGAGCUGAAAACUAGAACUUUUUUAGAAGCGGAAACCGAUGGUAGAUUGUUACAUAGUACAUGUGCCGCCAUAGUUUGAGAGUUGAUUCAAUGGCCUAAUUGUGUCCUCAGUAUACCUUCUGGGAAAGAAUACAAGGUCGAUGCACAGCAGUCAAGGUACUAGACUCUUUCCAUUGAUUAAAGAUUUCUCAACCGUUUGGGUACGAGGACCCAUUUACAAUGAUUAGCAGCAACAGAAAUGGAUAUGACCCUUGGCAUGGAAGUUGCACACAACGCAGAACUCCACUCAGUACGAAACGUACUGACUCUCCACAAUACUAGGAGCACAAGAAUCAAAGGUAACAGGAGGACCUGCUCAACCAUGCCAGCCAGUCUAUGAUGUCAUACCUAACAAGACCACUGAUUGGCCAGAAUGCAAUGCCUUGGUAUGGUUCCUUAUAGCUUGGCUUGUUUGCUGUCUGCGUACACAGUCCAACAGGAAACCACUGUUUCAUACUUGUUUGAGGUUUACAGGCCUCCGUUACCUGUUGACUUUGUAACUGGGCCCUCAAGUUGACAGAUGCAAUGGACCUCCAAAUACCAUGACACUUCAGUACACACUGACACCACGUGAACGUUCUUGGUGUAAAGGUGUGAUGCAGCCCGGAUUAUUAUAGCCACUGGAUUGAUAAAAAAACCUGAGCACAUGUAAUUAUUUUGCAGGACAUAAUUUACUUUCUGCACAGGAAUUCGCAUGUGAAACAACAUGGACUCCAUCAGGAGCAGUUGGAAGACCUGCAUGACACACCUUUGGGAGAGUGGCUGAGGGUUUUUUUUUUUCUUAGUUUGUUUUAUAUAUGGAAACAUUAGAGCUCUAGAUCCAAUCCAGCUGUUGGCUACAUUGACACAAGUUUUGGAUGUCAGUCUUGUAAGAUGGUUGUCACACUUCGUUUUCAUUUGAUGCUUUUGACGAAGGCAUGCUACUUGUAAUCAGCUUGUACAUCUUGACUUGGUUUCAGUUGUACUGUGUAUUUACUGGGUUUGGGAAUACCUUGGCUUUUUUUAGGUGGGGCAAAGCUUUUUAGCACUGAAAUGUUAUAUUUACUUAUUGUUGUCUCGAUAGUAUUUUGUCUUCCACACAUUUUAAGUGGAAUUAUUUCUAUUUAAUUUUGGGCAGUCUAGAUGCCUGAAGGAGUAAUUAUUUGAUUCUGAAGAAAUAAAGAGGUACCAAACGGGAAUGGA